Paramormyrops kingsleyae is the source of this 1299-nucleotide messenger RNA. Its product is annotated as cystatin-like protein. Lineage: Eukaryota; Metazoa; Chordata; Actinopteri; Osteoglossiformes; Mormyridae. The record is from RefSeq and is a predicted model, not a curated record. Gene Ontology annotation, molecular function: signaling receptor binding. Gene Ontology annotation, biological process: inflammatory response; regulation of lipid catabolic process.
CAGAGGUCUGUUUGUUUAGUGUGAAGGAGACGCCCCUGGACGUGCUGAAUAAGGGGACCACAGACCAGUGUCCACAGUCCUGCUUCUCCUCCAGCGCUGAGAGGAAGAUGACCCGCCUGCUGGUUCUGGUGCUGGCUUGUGGAGCUCUGCUUAUCUCCACAGAGGCCCAGGAAGACUACCACACGCUGUCCGAUUUAGUCAAGAGUGGUGUCAGACUGGCAAUUAUAGCUGCUAAUGAAAACAGCAAUUACCAUAUGAAUUUUUUUUCUGUUCCAUUAAAUAAAAAGGUUGUAACAGACUUCAUUACCCUGAGGAUUUUUUUAAAACCUACAACCUGUGCAAAAUCCAAUGUGGUAGCCCAUCGGGAUGAAUGUCCAUUUGACAACAGCAAGCCAUACAUUAACUGUGUAGUCUGCAGCAAGUUCACUGACGUUACCUUCAAUGAACCAUUUGUUGACUGCAAGACAAAUGAGCUGGUUGAUCAGGCCCAUCAGAAUUACAGAAAGAAGCACUGUCGUGUUUAUCUGCCUGGAGGUACUAAUAUACAUACGAGUGUCAGCUUCGGGAUCCGGCGAACCAGAAAUCAGGCGCGUGGCAGCCAGGAGUUCAGCUGAAUAAGGUGGAAGUGAACUUGACAGAAUGAGCUGCACAUCAAGUCAAUGUGAAUAUGAGCUGGUCGUGAUUUAAGCAGAGUCUGAACAGAAGAAUCCUGUGGCUUAAGCUGUAGAGGGUGGGGGUGAGCCCCCACAGUGACCUGUACCUGAUCACCAAAAUAACAUAAAAGAACCUUCCAUGAUGUCUUGUCUGUUCUUAUGUUAAUAUCUCAGUAAUUAGUCCCCCAUCCGGAUCCUCACACACCAUGCUUACCUUCCAAUGCACUAUGCCCCUAAUUCCUUGCUAGCCAUGUGCACCAUGUCAUCAUACCAUCAGUGAUCUUCAUUCGCUGCAUCAUGAUGUUCAUCACAUUGUCAUGUGAUCCUCACUAAGCGAAUCGUAUCCAGGCUUAAGAAACUUCACUCAUUCACAGCCACUGACACAUGCAGUGCCUUCUCAACUCCAGCACAGUGUCAUAAAUCAGAAGUUAACAAGUGGUAGUGAUUCAGGGCACACUGUGAAUCUAAUUACUGAUACAAUAUUCAGUACAAACAGGUGGGUCAUUAGUAAGUAAAUAGUGCAACAAGUAAUUUAACGUGGUGCAAAAUGUAUUCAAACAAACCAAACCCAAAGUGCACUGUCAUUUCCUCCACUGUGUUCUAAGUUCACCAUUACUGGAAUAAAUCGUGCUUCAUUACAGCUCCA